Molecule: messenger RNA, 270 nt
Organism: Sphenostylis stenocarpa
Lineage: Eukaryota; Viridiplantae; Streptophyta; Magnoliopsida; Fabales; Fabaceae
Source: the annotation of a GenBank genome assembly
AUGUUUGUGUUUCUUUUUUGGGUUCUUAAAGCCUCGGUUACUGUGUUGAAAAUGCUAUGCAAAGGUGUAGUCAACCCAUACCUUGCAGUGCAUUCAAUAAUGAUGGUUCCAUAUUUGCUUAUGCGGUUUGUUAUGAUUGGAGCAAGGGUGCAGAAAAUCACAAUCCAGCUACUGCGAAGAACUACAUUUAUUUGCACUUGCCACAGGAAUCUGAGGUUAAAGGCAAGCCACGAGCUGGAGCUACGGGUAGAAAGUGAAAUUUCAUGCUGA